CGCUCUCCGCCCCCCAUGACGGCUCCCGCUCCUCGGGAGCAGCGGCGCCUCUCGCCCGUGGCAACCUCCUCCCGCCGCGGGCCGGCGGUGCGGCCGGCGCCGGCCCCUUUAAAUGGCGGCCGCGGCUCAGCCGUGCGCCCCGCGGAGGCAGCUGGCGCGGCCCUCGCCCCCUCCAUGGAAGUUCAUGAAGUGGAUCAUGGUCUUAUUAACCAGCAACUUUCUGAUUCAGAGGAGACUCUUAAUUCAUGCACAGAGAAAAUGCAGGGUCCUGCUCAGUAUAGCUGGAGUGCUGACUGGAGCUUUUGGCUCUCAAGUUCCACUUACAAAUAUAGGAGUGAGGAAUUCAAGAGACAGUUUUCUCAUCUGCCAGAGUCAGAGAGACUCAUAGUAGAUUACGCCUGUGCACUCCAGAAGGAUAUCCUGCUGCAAGGACGCUUGUAUCUCUCUGAAAACUGGCUUUGUUUCCACAGCAACAUUUUCCGAUGGGAGACCACAAUUUCUAUUGCUUUGAAGGAUAUCACUUUUAUGACAAAGGAGAAGACUGCUCGUCUCAUUCCAAAUGCCAUUCAAAUAGCAACAAAAGGAGAGAAGUUUUUCUUCACAUCGUUCAGUGCAAGAGACAGAAGCUACCUCAAUAUUUUCCGCUUGUGGCAGAAUGUGUUGCUGGAUAAGAGGCUGACCAAGCAGGAAUUCUGGCAGCUGGUGCACCAGAGCUAUGGCUCUGAGCUGGGCCUGAACAGCGAGGAGAUGGAGAGCUUCCACUCAUCGUCUGAGGACAACGGGCAGUCUCGAUCCAGCGUUUGUGAUGAUUCUGGAGAAAGGGAUGAAAAACUACCCAAAAUGAUUGGUUUAGUUCGUGAACCCACGCUUCAAACAGAAGUAGAGUCACUCAACAGACACAUGUUGCCAGGAGUGGAGGAGUCCCCAAGUGAGAAGCAAAUAAAGAGUCCUCCUCCAUCUUCAGAAAGAACACCUGCUAAGCUAGUUAGGAGCAGGUCUUUAGAAAAGUCCUUGGACCUUAAUGAGAAUGAAAAUCUUCCAGAGAGGAGCAGUGCUUCAGAUAGUGAAGAAGCAGUGAAGGAGACUGUCUCUGACAAUGAUCUCUAUGGGAGACUUUUUAUAAACAGAGUUUUCCACAUCACUGCAGACAAGAUGUUUGAAAUCCUUUUCACCAAUUCUCACUUCAUGCAGAGGUUUCUUAAUUCCAGGAGUAUAGUAGAUGCUGUAUCAACCCCUUGGAAUAGAGACGCCAAUGGCAAUCAGUUGAGGACUUUGACGUACACUGUAACAAUUAACAAUCCACUCUGUGGGAAGUUCACAACUGCAACUGAAAAGCAGAUCCUGCAUAAGCAGAGCCAGAAAGGUCAGUCUUACCAGGUGGAUGCUGAGGUUCUGACCCAUGAUGUCCCCUACCAUGAUUAUUUCUACACUGUGAACAGAUACUACAUCAGCCGCACAUCCAGUCACAAGUGCCGGUUACGGGUUUCUGCAGAAGUGAAGUACAAAAAACAGCCUUGGGGCCCUGUCAAGUCUGUAAUCGAGAAGAAUACCUGGGGAGGAAUACAGGAAAACUUCAAACAACUUGAAUCGGAUCUCCUAAUGGAGGAAUAUGCAAUGAAUCAAUCCAUAGAAGACUCUGGGAAAUUACUUGCUCUGAGACGAAGGCGACGCACUUUACACCGGGGUUUGGCAGAAUCACUUCCCAAACGCUCUUCCCAGCAUUCCUCUGGUGACAUAGUAGAGUCCCAGGGCGGCUUAAUAGGAAGGAAAAGAGAUGCAGUAAGUAGGACCACCACCAUCAUUGUAGUAAUGAGUGUCUUUUUGUUGCUUUUGGUCCUGCUGAAUAUAACACUGUUCCUCAAACUGUCAAAGAUAGAGCAUGCAGCUCAGUCCCUUUAUCAUGUCCAGCUUCAGGAGGAAAGCUCUUUGAACAUAUCCCCAGAAAUUGUAUCAAAAGAGGAGAUACCUCAAUAUGAUAAAGAACAGGUUAAACAUGUGAAAGGAGUUUUAAGAGACUCAAUUGAAAUGCUUGAGCAGCUGAAGAUUUCCCUUUCCAUGCUCCAAAGAAGCUUUGACCACUUGAACAGGACACAGAGCAGCAAGACCGAGAGUUAAUAGCCACAUCAGCCUUUCAUUCAAGACAUUGGAAGAACUGAUGUGUGUGUGAGGACUUGUGGGGUAGGGAUUGUAACUGUCUCCUCUGGACUCUACUGUUAAGCUCAAAAGCUGCACAGAAUAAAGGUUUGUGGAAGAAGUAA
Molecule: messenger RNA, 2258 nt
Organism: Parus major (Great Tit)
Lineage: Eukaryota; Metazoa; Chordata; Aves; Passeriformes; Paridae
Gene: GRAMD1C
Product: GRAM domain containing 1C
Exons: 18
Coding region: 16-2115 (699 amino acids)
Biological process (GO): intracellular sterol transport
Cellular component (GO): endoplasmic reticulum-plasma membrane contact site; endoplasmic reticulum membrane; plasma membrane
Molecular function (GO): sterol binding; sterol transfer activity
Source: RefSeq, a predicted model, not a curated record